AUGCAAAACGACGGCAAAAAGGAACGAAAAAUGAUUUCCCGUGAUUACUUAAAUAAUUUGAACCCCUACGCGUUCUUAAACCAUUACGAUCCAGAAAAAACGUUGGAUGCGGGUAAAUUAGCACAUUUGGAGGCUACACGCAGAAUACAACCGGAAAUGACACCUCUUGCCGAUAUUGAUUGUCUGGGUAGAGAAAGCGAAGUGCUGACCGACAAAAUGAUUAACAUGAUAAAAAAUGAAAUUAUUGAGGAAAUGAAAUGCUUACUGACUGAAAACGGCCUGAACUUUGAUGAAAUUUAUCAGGAGAAAACAGGUAUAAACGAAGAAGUGCGGGUUGAUGGAAAAAGCGUGUAUGUGCACUGUUAUGACAGUAAUGCGAUAUUUAAUAUCAUGGAGGAUUACCUGCAUCUCACUGGUAUGAGCAGCCUUUGUCGUAAAUAUCACUGUGCCUUCCUUUACAAGAAACAGAGAAGACUGCAUGAGAAGGUAUUUAGGGGUUUCAACGAUGUUCUUACCUCAAAGCGUUACGUGCCGAAGGAGAUACACCUGCCCAUUCCAAAAGAAAUAUCGAAUCUGUCAGAGGCUCUCAUUUUUAAAACGAUUGUUGACAGGUACAAGGAAGAGCUGCAGCAGACACAGCGUGAGAGAAGAACUUUUAUAAAUAGCCAUAUCCUGGAGUGUUACUUGUCGUUUGUAGAUCAUAAAAAGAAAAGAAAAGAUGAGCGCGAUUUGCACUACGAAUCUGUGAAGAAGCUGAAGGAUGCCUUGCUCAAGGAAGAUUAA
Molecule: messenger RNA, 783 nt
Organism: Vavraia culicis subsp. floridensis
Lineage: Eukaryota; Fungi; Microsporidia; Pleistophoridae
Exons: 1
Coding region: 1-783 (260 amino acids)
Source: RefSeq, a predicted model, not a curated record